AUGGGUUCCCGGCAGCACGUCAGGGACAUUCAAAGUGGCCCGCCCCUUCCGUAUACAGAUGAUAUCAGAGCCUACAAGAAAGAAUAUGCCGAAGCUUUAGAUGCUCAAGAUCCUCUCCGAUCCUUCCGAGAGGAAUUCAUCAUCCCAUCCAAGAAAGACCUGAAGCGCAAGACUCUGGCAACAGAAGAUAGCAAAGAGGCAUCUGACCCAAGAUCUAUCUACUUCUGUGGCAACUCACUGGGUGUCCAGCCUCGAAGCACGCAAAGGUACAUCGAACAGUACUUGCGAACCUGGGCGACUAAAGGUGUGACCGGACACUUCGUCCCCCAUGAGGAUGAACUGCUCCCACCCUUUGUUGAUGUCGAUACAGCAGGGUCCAAACUCAUGGCGCCCGUUGUGGGUGCCUCGCAGAGCGAAGUGGCUGUGAUGGGCACUCUGACUGCCAACCUUCACCUGCUAAUGGCAAGCUUCUACCGGCCCACCAAAGAGAAAUUUAAGAUCAUUCUGGAGGGCAAGGCCUUUCCCAGUGACCAUUAUGCGGUUGAGUCCCAACUUCGUCAUCACAACUUCGAUCCCAAAGAGGGCAUGGUCCUGAUUGAGCCGGAGAAUCUGGACAAGCCUAUCCUCAGCACAGAACAGAUCAUCAAGGUUAUUGAUGAGAAUGCUUCAAGUACCGCACUUGUACUCCUAUCAGCCAUCCAAUUUUAUACCGGGCAGUACUUCGACAUUGAGCGGAUCACAGCUCAUGCUCACUCCAAAAACAUCUUGAUCGGCUGGGACUGUGCCCACGCAGCGGGUAAUGUAGACCUGCGUCUUCACGACUGGAAUGUCGAUUUCGCAGCCUGGUGUAACUACAAGUAUCUCAACAGUGGACCCGGUGGAAUGGCCGGUCUCUUUGUUCAUGAACGCCACGGCCGAGUGGAUGAGAAACAGGCCGACAGCGACGAGACUUUCCGUCCUCGCCUCUCCGGCUGGUGGGGCAGUGAUCUCGCCACGCGCUUCAAUAUGGAGAAUAAAUUCACGCCGCAGUCCGGUGCUGCUGGAUUCCAGCUAUCAAACCCCUCUGUUCUGGACAUCAACGCUGUCGUUGCAUCUCUUGAGAUAUUCCAGAGAGCAACCAUGAAGGAAAUUCGUCAAAAAUCUCUCAAUAUCACUGGAUAUCUUGAACACCUCCUGUUGAAAUAUCCCCUGGACGCAACCGCAGAAGAGAAGCCUUUCACCCUCAUCACACCAACAAACCCGGCUGAACGAGGUGCUCAGCUCAGUAUACGCCUCCAACCCGGACUACUGGAUCGGAUUCUGCACAUCUUGGAAGAGAACGGGGUGGUGAUUGAUGAGAGGAAACCCGAUGUGAUUCGAGUUGCCCCAGCUCCAUUGUACAAUACGUACACCGAGGUUUGGGAAUUCUGUCAGAUCUUCCUGCAGGCGUGUAAAGAGGCAGUCCAGGCACGCUAG
Penicillium olsonii is the source of this 1455-nucleotide messenger RNA. The record is from the annotation of a GenBank genome assembly. Lineage: Eukaryota; Fungi; Ascomycota; Eurotiomycetes; Eurotiales; Aspergillaceae.